CGCGCCACAAAACAAUAGCCAUUGCGUCUGUUUCUUUUUCUACUCUCUCUCUCAAACGUUGUCUCUCUCUCUCUCUCUCUCUCUCUGAAAAUUCUGUCAUUGACGACGAGUAAUGACCAGCAAUCCCCGAGUUCCACCGGAAUUGUGUUAAGUUGAGUUAGGGGGAAGCAAAACGGUGCGUGUCGUGGAGAUCUGGUAAAUUUGUGAAAUCUCUCACGCGCUGCCAUGGAGGUUGAAAAGGAAGCCACAGCUGAGAGCCUGAUUGAGUUGGUGAGUGAGAUAUCGGCGAUCUCAGAUUACAGGUCGACGGUGAAGAAAGAGUACUGCAACCUGGUGCGGAGGCUGAAGCUAUUGACCCCAUUGUUCGAAGAGAUUAGGGAUAGCAAUAAGCCAAUCCCUGAGGAGACUUCAACGGCCAUGUUUUCCUUGAAGAAAGCUAUGGAAUCGGCCAAGGAACUCCUCAGAUUCGGGAGUGAAGGAAGCAAGAUUUACAUGGUUCUUGAGAGGGACCAAAUUAUGAAUAAAUUCCACGAGGUGACUGCUCAGUUGGAACAAGCGUUGGGUGGAAUUUCCUAUGAUAAACUUGACAUAUCUGAUGAAGUUAAGGAGCAGGUUGAGCUUGUUCUUGCCCAGUUCACGAGAGCCAAAGGAAGGGUUGAUGCACCUGAUAUUGAGUUGUAUGAGGAUCUCUUGUCCCUCUACGACAAGACCAGUGAUGCAGCAACAGAUUCAUCUGUUAUACGGAGAUUAGCUGAAAAAUUGCAAUUGAAUGGAAUAGUUGAUCUUACACAAGAGUCAGUAGCUUUGCAUGAGAUGGUGGCUGCCAGUGGUGGGGAUCCAGGGUCAAGCAUUGAGAAGAUGUCAAUUUUAUUGAAGAAGAUAAAGGAGAGCGCUCAAACAGAAAAUCUAGACGUGGAUGAUAAUGUAGGAGGAAACAGCCUCUCUUCAAGUUGUUGUAAACAGGGGAAAAAUGAAAUGAAUCACCAGCCCCCUGCAAUCCCUGAUGAUUUUCGAUGUCCAAUUUCCCUAGAAUUGAUGAAGGAUCCUGUCAUUGUAUCAACUGGACAGACUUAUGAGCGUUCUUGUAUAGAGAAGUGGUUGGAAGCAGGGCAUGGGACAUGCCCAAAAACACAGCAGACCCUCUCUAGUACUGUUCUCACACCCAACUAUGUCUUACGAAGCCUCAUAGCACAAUGGUGUGAGGUCAAUGGCAUAGAACCACCAAAACGACCCAGCAGUUCUCGACUUAGUAAAUCAGCAUCUACCUGUUCACCAGCUGAGCGAAGUAAGAUUGAAAAUCUUCUUCAAAAGCUCACAUCUGGCAAUCCUGAAGACCAGAGAUCAGCUGCGGGUGAGAUCCGCCUUCUUGCGAAGCGAAAUGCAGAUAACCGUGUGGCUAUUGCUGAAGCUGGUGCAAUACCUCUUCUUGUUGGUCUUCUCUGUAUGCCGGACUCCCGCAUUCAAGAGCAUGCUGUGACAGCACUUCUGAAUCUUUCAAUAUGUGAAAAUAACAAAGGAAGUAUCAUAUCUGCAGGGGCAGUUCCAGGUAUAGUUCAUGUGCUCAAGAAGGGAAGCAUGGAAGCUCGGGAAAACGCGGCAGCAACUCUUUUCAGCCUUUCAGUUAUAGAUGAAAAUAAGGUUACAAUAGGUUCUUCAGGAGCCAUACCACCACUAGUGACACUGCUGAGCGAGGGUACCCAAAGGGGUAAGAAAGAUGCUGCAACAGCACUUUUCAAUUUGUGCAUUUACCAGGGUAACAAGGGAAAGGCAGUGAGGGCUGGUGUUAUUCCAACGCUGAUGCGACUGCUGACAGAACCUGGUGGGGGAAUGGUUGAUGAAGCAUUAGCCAUAUUGGCAAUAUUGGCUAGCCAUCCUGAUGGGAAGGCCGCCAUUCGCUCUGCAGAGGCAGUGCCUGUUUUGGUAGAGGUGAUUGGGAAUGGAUCCCCAAGAAACAAAGAGAAUGCAGCUGCCGUCUUAGUGCACCUUUGUUCUGGUGAUCAACAAUAUCUAGCUCAGGCUCAUGAGCUAGGGGUGAAUGGUCCAUUGUUGGAAUUAGCUCAGAAUGGAACUGACAGAGGCAAAAGAAAAGCUGCACAAUUGCUUGAGCGUAUGAGCAGGUUCCUUGAGCAGCAGCAGCAGCAUGAGGAAGAAGUUCAAACACAAACUGAGCUUCAAGCUCAGAGCCAGGAUAACGCACUACCUUCUAUUACUAACCUUGAUGAUAGCUGAGAUAUUUUGUGUUCAUUUUCGUUCGUUUUGUUUCUCUUUUGUUCUUUUUGAAGUGUUGAAAGAAGCGACUAUUUGGAGGAAAGGGUGGAAGAUCACCUGAUGACUCCAUCAAAAUUAUUCAUUUGUUUGUGUGAUAUAAAUAGAUGUAAUCCAAAAGGCCUUAAAAGGGAGAAGGAGAGUGAAGACAAUGAGCGAGAAGCGUCUGACAUGGAAAAUGUAUAAUUGUAACAUGCACUGUUGUAAUCAUCCUCAGAUUUUAAU
Messenger RNA from Gastrolobium bilobum, 2490 nucleotides. Its product is annotated as U-box domain-containing protein 13-like. NCBI's taxonomy places the organism in Eukaryota, Viridiplantae, Streptophyta, Magnoliopsida, Fabales, Fabaceae. The coding region runs from base 226 to 2229 and encodes 667 amino acids. The transcript has 4 exons. The record is from RefSeq and is a predicted model, not a curated record. Gene Ontology annotation, biological process: cell surface receptor signaling pathway; protein ubiquitination. Gene Ontology annotation, molecular function: ubiquitin-protein transferase activity; protein binding. Gene Ontology annotation, cellular component: nucleus; cytoplasm.